Messenger RNA from Chaetomium globosum CBS 148.51, 2859 nucleotides. RefSeq lists its product as uncharacterized. Gene Ontology annotation, biological process: metal ion transport; transmembrane transport. Gene Ontology annotation, molecular function: cobalt ion transmembrane transporter activity; magnesium ion transmembrane transporter activity; magnesium ion binding. The transcript has 6 exons. Gene Ontology annotation, cellular component: membrane. Bases 1 to 2859 code for a protein of 952 amino acids. Lineage: Eukaryota; Fungi; Ascomycota; Sordariomycetes; Sordariales; Chaetomiaceae. The record is from RefSeq and is a predicted model, not a curated record.
AUGUCUCAUCACCCGGGCGCGUCACGAAUUGAGACAUCAUUACCACCUGUUUGGAAGCGGCAUUAUGCGACGCAGCCCUCAGAAGAGGAUGACGAUUAUUUUGCCGACGGACCCGACCCCUUGGUUCAUAUCGUUCGCAGCAGACGCCCUCCCCGAAAUACCCACUACGGACGCCCAAAUCACUAUGGAAAUGGAUACCCCCGUGUAAACUUCGUCCGCCGGGAGACUAUCGAGAUUCCGGAGCCGGCACCGCCCUUGCCGUACAGCAGCCGCCGACGAGAGUCCCAUCUCUCAUAUGAUCCAUAUCCGGUCACUCCGGUCUACGAGGGGGGAAGACACAGGAAAAAAAGGGUGGUCGCAGAAUCACAGUCACGCGAGGCGCCGGUUGAGGAGAAAGACAUCGAACUUGUUGGCUCGGGUAUGCCGAGGGGUUAUCGUCGAGAUUUCCAAGUCCCGGUAGUUGAACGCCACGAACGACCGGCUUAUAGCGAGGCCACCUACAGCGAUUUCGAAGACGAAAAUCACGUCUUUUACUCUUUUGGCGAUUUGCUCCAGAACGGAAGUCGCCGAGACUCACAACUAGACGGGAGCAUCUCAGAUAUUGAGUCCACUGCGGCCCCAGGUGAGGGCAACGAAGGGAGCCUAGACGCCACGGAACGCGGUGCUGUAGCUUAUCAUGUCCUUGAAUCACGGUACGCUGGUGACGGCUACGAGGCAGGUCAUCACUCGGCCAAGUUGACGGCCGUUUUGAGCGAGCGGGCCACCGUCUCACAGUCCUUGUUUCGGUGGAUCGAAAAGAACGGGCUUCAAAAAAUGAUUACGGGUGUGAAAAGGGACCAUACUAAGACAGUUCAGGUAUCGGAUGGGAAGUACGCUCGUUACUUGGAGCCGAAACUCCGCCAUGAGCCCCUCUUACAGGAUGGAAAACCCGCUGGGUCUCGAGCAGUAACAUGGGUAUCCUUGCCGUACUUCUCGUUGGAGCCUUAUUCCGGGCUCCAGGCAACAGCCAAUAGCCCGAAGUCUCUUGCCACUCCAACGUUGCUCCAGGCUCGGUACUCGCGGACAAGGCGUGCGAGAGAUAUGGAACAGGCUGUGUGCCAACAUGGGGGGGCUCCGAAAGGGCAUUGUUUCCACGUUGCCCAGCUCUGGUGCCUUGUUCUCGACAGCUCAUUGCUGCUUACGUAUGGCCGCAUCGCCGAAGACGUGCUCUGUGUAGACAUCAUUACCAAAACGGUCAAGCCACUGCACAACCCUCCUGACCCGAUGCCGAGCAAGAAGACUUUGUCAGUGAGGUUUCGAGGCGCCAUCAUGUGGUCCAUUCCCACCCAUGAGUGCCAAACGUGGUUUCCACCGGCUUUGGUCGCGUUAUUCGAGAAGGAUGAGACCAUGCUUGGGGCCACAUUACCCUCGCACAACCCAACCGUAUCGAACCAGCAACUUCCUGUGACCCUCCCUGCAAAGCAAAAAGCCCGGAGCCCGGGUGGCUCAGCAAUGCCCCCGGUACCGCCAGGAACCAAGGCCAAUCUUUCUCCUUCCAGAUUAGAUCAAGAGAGCGGGUAUACUUCAAAGUCAGGAACCGAGUUUUCAUUGGGUAUAUUUGCCUAUUCGGAGAGCUUUAACAACCUCAACUCGGCGUCAGCCAACCCUUCGGCGUCCCUAUCCCCUUUGUCGCCCCAACCAACGUUUCCCCCUUCAUUCCAGGACGCAUCUGUGGUCCAAUAUUUUGCGGAUAUGGAAGAGCACAUUCAGACGAAAACCACUCCGGACGACCAGCGUGCUUACAAGAAUACGAACAAGGCCAGACGACCGCACGUAGUGGACGUCCUGGGCAGAAGAAAGGCCGCCUUUGGUGCUAAAACUACCAGCUUGGAUAACAAAUGGGAUUUUGGGAGAAUGAUUAGCGUAUUCCACUCUGCUGACAUCAUCUUUAGCUUCUUCUUCCCAGCGGAUGUGUCGGUCCCUACUACCCGUCAGUUCUGGGGCGCUGUUAUGGCCGUGAUCAACGUACUACCCCCCUGGUCCGCCACUAACGCAUCCCAGGAAUCCGACAUCGUCACCAAGCACUCAGAUCGCCGGAUUGAACAAAGGCUGGGCUUGCUACAGCAGGAACUAUCUAUUAUCGACUGGACGGUCGAGUUACAAAGAGGCAUCCUCGACAAGAUGCUGACCACUAGGGAGAUCGUGAGCAGCAAAGUCGAAGCAGAAUUCGCCGACGAGAAGGUCGGUCAAAUGCAUAUAUCAUGGGUGCCUCGCCGCCGAGCACUCCAGCAUCCCACAAUGGCGGCCAUGGCCGAGAACGUGCUCAGUCCGUCUCAAUCAUGCGGAUUCAGCGAUUUACUGCUCCAGGAGGGAAUCCAGGAGCUGACCGCGAAACGAAGCGAGUUCAAGCUAAUGGGCGAUUUGGUGGAGUACCUAACGGACACGAACCGCACCAAAAUCGACUACACCAAAGACCGCCAAGAACGCGCCAUCUACGCCUUCACCAUCGUCACCGUCAUCUUCCUGCCCCUCUCCGCCGUCGCCUCCAUCUUUGGCAUGAACUCGGCCGACGUGCGCGACAUGGAGCUUGGCCAGUGGGCGUACUGGGCCACUGCCCUGCCUGUCACGGGUGUGGUGAUGUUUUUGGGGCUGUUGUUUACGGGGGAGUUGGGCACGGUGAGGCGGUGGGUGGGGGAGUGGGUUGGGGGUGUUGGGACGGGGGGCGAGAGGUGGGUGAGGGGGAGGGGUGGUGGUGGUGGGUGGGCGGAUGGCGCUGGGGAGGUGUUUGUGGAUGGGGAGGGGGGUUAUGCUGCUGAAUGGGAGGGUGUGAGGAGGGGGGAUGUGCGUAGGAGGGUUCGAGGGGUGAGGAGGAGGAGGUGA